GCUCCAGCAUUAUUGGUUGCUAAACAUGAUGGUUCAUGGCGAAUGGUAGUUGAUUAUAAAAAAUUAAAUAAUAUUACAAUUAAAGAUAAUCAUCCGUUACCCAAUAUGGAACAAGCAAUACCAGUACUUGGUGGUGGUUAUAAAUUUUUUUCAAAACUUGAUAUGAAAAGUGGAUUUUGGCAAAUUCCAAUUAAAGAAGAAGAUAAAUAUAAAACCACCUUUAAUACUCCUGAUGGUUUAUAUGAAUAG
Molecule: messenger RNA, 249 nt
Organism: Rotaria sp. Silwood2
Lineage: Eukaryota; Metazoa; Rotifera; Eurotatoria; Philodinida; Philodinidae
Source: the annotation of a GenBank genome assembly